Vicia villosa (hairy vetch) is the source of this 1911-nucleotide messenger RNA. RefSeq names its product alpha-1,3-mannosyl-glycoprotein 2-beta-N-acetylglucosaminyltransferase. The record is from RefSeq and is a predicted model, not a curated record. Lineage: Eukaryota; Viridiplantae; Streptophyta; Magnoliopsida; Fabales; Fabaceae. Gene Ontology annotation, cellular component: Golgi apparatus. The transcript is spliced from 18 exons. Bases 192 to 1532 code for a protein of 446 amino acids. Gene Ontology annotation, molecular function: alpha-1,3-mannosylglycoprotein 2-beta-N-acetylglucosaminyltransferase activity.
UGUGUUAAAAGCCGUGUAAGUUGUUGAAAUCAAUUUUGAUAUUUACAUACAUUCCACCCCCUCAAGCCUUUUUGAUUGAAGAAAAUUGCAGUGACAGUAUUUAAAUUAAUCCAACGGCUGGGAAUAGUUGAGGAUAGUCAACUGUAGACGAUCCAUCCUGACAGAUCCAUUGUUGGAGAGUUGGAAAUCAAAUGGCGAAAUUUUGGUGUGAUUUUCGGUUACUUCUCUUAGUUGCUGCGGUCAUCUUCAUCUACAUCCAGAUGAGACUUUUCACAACACAAUCACAAUAUGCUGAUCGCCUUGCUGCUUCUAUUGAAGCUGAAAAUCACUGUACAACUCAAAUGCAAUCGCUCAUCGAUCAGGUUAGCUCGCAGCAAGGACGCAUUGUCGCCCUACAAGAAGAAAGGAAGCGUCGAGACCAAGAAUGUGGGCAAAUGAAGUCUCUUGUUCAAGAUCUUGAAAGAAAAGAAGUAAGAAGACUGAUCGAUAAAGUGCAGGUUCCAGUGGCAGCUGUUGUAAUCAUGGCAUGUAAUCGUGCUGAUUACCUGGAGAGGACUAUCAAUUCUGUGUUGAAAUACCAAAGGGGCAUUUCGUCAAGAUUUCCUUUAUUUGUAUCUCAGGAUGGAUCAAAUUCAGACGUCAAAAGUAAGGCUUUGAGCUAUGAUGAGCUAUCUUAUAUGCAGCACUUAGAUUUUGAAUCGGUUCAAACUGAAAGGCCAGGAGAGUUAAUUGCGUACUACAAGAUUGCACGUCAUUACAAGUGGGCUCUAGGUCAACUGUUCUACAAGCAUAACUUCAGCCGAGUUAUCAUUCUUGAAGAUGACAUGGAAAUAGCGCCUGAUUUCUUUGAUUACUUUGAAGCUAUGGCAACUCUCCUUGACAAGGAUAAGUCCAUUAUGGCUGUUUCAUCAUGGAAUGACAAUGGACAGAAGCAGUUUGUACAUGAUCCAUAUGAACUUUAUCGCUCGGACUUCUUUCCUGGACUAGGAUGGAUGCUGGCUAGAUCUACAUGGGAUGAACUGUCACCAAAAUGGCCAAAGGCCUACUGGGAUGAUUGGUUGAGAUUAAAAGAGAAUCACAAAGGACGACAAUUUAUCAGACCUGAAGUAUGCAGAACAUAUAAUUUUGGAGAACAUGGUUCUAGUCUGGGACAGUUUUUUAAGCAAUAUCUUGAGCCAAUCAGGCUGAAUGAGGUCCAGGUCAACUGGAAAUCAAUGGACUUGAGCUAUUUGUUAGAGGACAAAUAUAAUAUACACUUCGCCAACUACAUUAAAAAAGCUAAACCUGUCUCUGGAGCAGACAUUGUUCAAAAGGCACACAACAUAGCAGGUGAUGUGCGUAUUAAGUAUAAUGAUCAGUGGGACUUUGAAAACAUUGCUCAGCAAUUCGGUGUAUUUCAAGAGUGGAAGGAUGGUGUGCCUAGGACAGCUUAUAAAGGAGUGGUUGUUUUCAGAUAUCAAACCACUAGGCGUGUGUUUCUUAUUGGUCCAGAAUCCUUGAAGCUACUUGAGAUUGAAUAUUUAGAUUCUUAACGAUGGGUGACAAAUAUACUUACAGCGCAAGGGAGGUGUCGUUUUCAGAUGUCAAUGGAAGUGUUGCUGAGUAAGCUUAAAAUGACAUUCAGUAGGUAUAUUUCUCGUUGAUGAAUCCAAUGCUUAAAAGGUACGGGCGAGAAUGUGGUGGAAUACAAUUACGUGCACCAUAAAUUUUGAUUGUGUGAGAUCAUAGAGUAGCAUUGGAUUUGAAGAGCAUAUCGAUGGAUCAAACAAAUGUAUUAUAUAUAGAUUCCAUAUUUAUUGUUACAGAAAAGAUUUUUAUUCAAUGUUGUUUAAUUAUGAAAGAAUGAGAAAGUGACCAUGAUGGAUGGUAUGGUUCACUUGCAUCCCAAAGCUGGAUAAUGUGUUAAGCAAA